CUGAUUACCUGGAUUAUCAGAUAAAAUCCAGGUCACGUUGGAUUCCUUUUAUAUGCAUGCACAGAAAUAAUCAAUGUCCCGAAAGGUAUCACUGGGAACCAGGGAGGUAGUCUUUCCAUCGGAAGACCUCCAACAGCUACGAGACUGCAACCAUUUACUGAACAAUCCAGAGGCUCUCCGACAGGAUAUUCAAGAAAAGGGAUACCUAUUCAUCCGGGGAUUUCAUGACAGACAGGAGGUUCUGCAGGCCCGUCUGUCAGUCCUGGAAUAUGUAAAUAAGGAGGCUGAAUUUAAGUUAGUGGCCCCGCCCACUGAGGGCGUGUUGGACGAGAGGUGUGGCCGAGGAUGCAUACCGUUCAUGGAGGGCAAGAAUAAGAUCACACACAGUCCUGAAGUUCUACGAGUUCUGGAGGGACAUCGACCCAGAAUGUUUUUCGGGAGAUUUUUGGACAGUGAGGUUAAGACGUUUGAUUUUAAAUGGCUGAGGGGGAUCAACCGUAAGCAAUUCACUGGAGCCCAUGUAGACAAUGUAUACAUGGGGCGCGGAUCUAGGAAUCUGUUCACUGUAUGGACUCCCUUUGGGGAUACGCCCGUAGAAAUGGGAACACUGGCGGUCUGUGAGGGAUCCAACUCUUUACCAAGUUUUAGACAGCUUCAAGAGACAUACGGAGAACUGGAUAUAGAGAAAGAAAACGUUGGAGGCACUGGUUGGUUCACAGAGGACCCGUUCGAGAUAACAUCUAAAUUUGGUGGGAACUGGAAAACCUCGGACUUCCAGGCUGGAGACGUGCUGAUAUUCACCAUGAGGACGGUCCACAUGUCGACGUCCAACCUGACGGAUUACGUACGUAUCAGCUGUGACACUCGGUGGCAGCCAGCCGAUGAGGCGGCGGAUCCAAGAUAUGUAGGCGUUAUAGGAGCGGUGGCCCCGAAGUACGGCCUGUUUGGUAAAGAAAAGGAAAAAGUGCAGAAAGUCGAGGAUCUUAAACAGUUGUGGGGGAUCUAACAACUUCAGGGGCGGCAAU
Messenger RNA from Magallana angulata, 1025 nucleotides. RefSeq lists its product as uncharacterized. The transcript has 10 exons. The record is from RefSeq and is a predicted model, not a curated record. NCBI's taxonomy places the organism in Eukaryota, Metazoa, Mollusca, Bivalvia, Ostreida, Ostreidae. The coding region runs from base 74 to 1006 and encodes 310 amino acids.